CGUCAUGAAAGCAGCAGAAGUGGACAAAUCCGCUAAUAUCCUCACUGCGCAUGCGCAAGACGGUUGGAAACUGGUACAUAAACAAAAUUGGUAUUCCGCUGCAAAUUGCGAAAAUCGUGAUGGAAAGCGCCAAAGAUGUCGGCGUACAGAGCGACCUUCCAGUAUUCUGGAGCCGAGAAGCGACGCUAGCUUUGUUGAACGCGUAUGAAGUACAGAGGGAUCGCUUAGGUAAAGACUUUCGUUUUAAGAACUACAUGUGGGUUGCAAUAUCCCUUGCACUGAAGAAUGAGAUGGGGAUGAACUUCACACCAGCCCAGUGCGAGAACAGGUGGAGAGUUCUUUUGCGCAGUUACAAGAGAGCGAUGGACAAUAAUUUGAAGUUAUCGAGGAGAAGAAAGGACUUUGUGUACCAAGAUGCGAUGCAGAAGAUACUGAAGGGAGAAGACAUCAUCAGACCAGUGUCGCAGUCGGAUGAGACAGGUGUGCUUUCUAGUGGUGGAAAAUCGAAUGUACAGGUAGGGAACAGUGGUAGUGAACCUGAGACAGUACCAAAUAGUGGUAACGAAUUAUUAAUUAAUAGUGGAAAACCUAAUGCGAACAGUGAAGUGAUUAGUAGUGAACCUGAGCCAACAGCAGGUAAUGGUAAACAAUUAUUCAUUAUCAGAGGAAACUCCAGUGUGAAUAGUGAUGGGAUUAGUAGUGAACCUGCGCCUUUACCAAGUAAAAAUUUCUUCAUUAUCAGUACAAAACCCACUAUGAACAGUGAUGUGAUUUGUAGGCCUAGUGAAACCGAACCCUCACUAAAUAGCGGUAAACAGUUAUUCAUUAUCACUGGAAAACCCUGUGUGAACAAUGAUAGGAUUAGUGGUGAACCUGAGCCAGCACCAGGUAGUAAUAAACAAUUAUUCAUUAUCAGUGCAAAAACGAAUGGGAACAGUGAUAGGAUUAACAGUGAACCUGCGCUAACACCAAGUAGUAGUAAACAAUUGUUACUCAUCAGUGGAAAAUCCAAUGGGAACAGUGAUGGGAUUAGUAGUGAACCUGAGCUGACACCAAGUAGUAGUAGUAAACAAUUAUCACUCAUCAGUGGAAAAUCCAAUGGGAACAGUGAUGGGAUUAGUAGUGAACCUGAGCUGACACCAAGUGGUAGUAGUAGACAAUUAUUACUUAUCAGUGGAAAAUCCAAUGUGAACAGUGAUAGGAGUAGUAAUAAACCUGAGCCACCACCAAGUAGUAAUGAACCUGCACCAGCAGCAAGCAGUAGCAAACAGUUAUUUACCAAUCCUUCUGAAUCAUCAGUUAGUCCACCAGAAAAGAGAAGGAAGCUGAAACAGUCGUUCUUACAACAGAUAAGAGCUGACAGGAAACUUUACUACGAGAAAAAACUGGAAGUAGACAGGGAGAGACUUGAAGGCUUAGAAAGGAGAAAUGAUGAGUUACUGCAGUUAAAGAAAAUGAAGCUUCAACAAGCAGAGAGAAUGAUUGCAUUUGAAGAAGAAAAGCUCAAAUGUGAAAAAGAAAAACUUGUAAUUUCUAGUGAAAAAUUAAAAAUGUAUCGUAGGUUAGUUCAGCUACAAGAAGAAAGCAAUGACAUUUUGAGAUCUAUUAAUGACCAAUUUGAUUUUUUACUAUAAGUGAUCGAGCCCCUUGUGUGACUAUUCACAUGUUCUUUUCUGGUAAUUGAUUUUCACUGAUGUUUUUUUGCCAUUUGUAGAACUUUCUUGAUACAUGCUCACAUUCUAUUUUUGGCUCCUUGUAUGACAGACGGCACUUCCCUUUGCACUACCUAUUAGUGGUACUUCCCAUUCCAUUCACGUAUUGAGCAAGAGAAGAAUGACUGCUUAAAUGCAUCUGUGUGCAUUAUAAUUAGCCUAUUCUUGUUUUACUGGUGCUUUGGGAGUGAUACAUUGGGGAUUUUAGUUUAUUCCUAGAGCACUCUCUUGAAACUUAGAAGUAGGUUUCGAAUAUAGUUUGCAUCUAUCUUCAAGUGUCUACCAGUUCAAGUUUUCAGAAUUUCCGUGAAGUUAUCCCAUGAGUCAAACAAACCUGGGAUCAUUCGUGUAGCACUUCUUUCCUGUGUAUUCAGUAUCCCCUGUUACUUCUGUUUCAUUGGCUGCAGGGUGGUGGUGGUUGGGGGGGGGGGGGGGGGGGGGGCUCGUUGUAUGAAUCUUCUCACUCUGAACAUUGGAUCCCACAUCUGUCUCUGUAGCAACAGGUGGUUUGUUUCUUCAUAAUCCUGUGCAUCUUGUAUUGAUACAUAAGAUCCUUUCUCUCCCCCCCUCCUCCUCCUCCUCCCAACUUCCUGACAUAUUUUCUUUCUCUUUAUUUUAUUGAAGCAUACUUCUUAUAGCUGCACUCUAUGAAUCUUCUCCCACCGGUCCGGUGUGAAAAGCAUAUCUCUCCAUUGCUUCAGCUCACAUAUUAUUGCACCCAAGAUUUAUGUUACCUUUCCUAUAUAUUGUAUCAAAACUAGUUUAUAGCCUUGCCAUGUCAUAUUGGAAGCAACUAAAAAUUUUCUUAGAUUUGUGGCUGCAUGUAAACUCGAUUAAAUUAUGAGUAUAAAAUAGCUAUGGUGUGAUUUUAUUUGUGUUCCUUAUAAAAAUCUGCAUCCUAAUGAUUACAGUUUCAUUCUGCUGGAGUGGUUUUUGCCAUCAAAUCGAAGUAUCUAUAGAUAGUAAAAACGUUCACAGCCAUCCACAGGUGCAGGCGCGCGCGCGCGCACACACACACACACACGAGAUAAAUUAAUGAAAACAUCAUUUUCUGACUAUUGGGUACCAUGUUCAAUUUGCAAAAUGUUUCAUGAUAGACUAGCAAUAUUAAAUUUAUUUGUGGUGCACACUUGUUCCAGCUAACAUAAAAGA
Messenger RNA from Schistocerca serialis cubense, 2864 nucleotides. RefSeq lists its product as uncharacterized. Lineage: Eukaryota; Metazoa; Arthropoda; Insecta; Orthoptera; Acrididae. The transcript is spliced from 2 exons. The record is from RefSeq and is a predicted model, not a curated record. Bases 51 to 1634 code for a protein of 527 amino acids.